UGCAAUGAAAACAGGAAGAAAGACACCAUGAGGAAAUAUUUUCCCAAAAUGAAUCAGAGAGCGAUGGAGGGAUAUUGUGUUGUGGAAUGAGUCGUGAACACAGCGCAUCAGCCAACAGCAGAUGGAAGAGAUCGAGACUUUGGCUUUUCAGAGAGAGGGAGCGAGAGAGAGAGAGGGCAUACGUGUUCCAUGAGCUGAUUUCUGUGCUGGACAUCUCAUAUGAUGGAACGGGCGAUGGAGCAUUUGAAUGUACAGCUGAAUCGACUGACGCGCUCCCUGCGCCGCGCGAGGACUGUGGAACUCCCUGAAGACAGUGAAACAGCUGUGUACACCCUCAUGCCCAUGGUCAUGGCCGACCAGCACAGGUCAGUUUCUGAAUUGCUUUUAAACUCAAAGUUUGAUGUCAACUAUGCCUUUGGACGUGUUAAAAGAAGCCUUCUACACAUUGCUGCCAACUGUGGAUCGGUGGAGUGUCUUGUCCUGCUGUUAAAGCGUGGAGCGAAUCCAAACUAUCAGGAUAUCUCCGGCUGCACACCUCUGCAUCUGGCUGCAAGAAACGGACAGAAGAAGUGUAUGGGCAGACUGUUAGAGUUCAAUGCUGAUGUUAAUAUCUGCAAUAAUGAAGGUCUCACUGCUAUUCAUUGGCUGGCAGUGAAUGGAAGGACAGAGCUACUUCAUGACCUGGUGCAGCAUGUGUCUAAUGUGGACGUGGAGGACGCCAUGGGCCAGACAGCCUUACAUGUGGCCUGCCAGAAUGGACACAAGACUACAGUGCAGUGUCUUCUGGACAGCGGAGCGGACAUCAACAGGCCCAAUGUCUCUGGAGCCACUCCACUCUAUUUCGCCUGCAGUCAUGGUCAGAGGGACACCGCACAGAUACUGCUCCUCAGGGGAGCCAAGUAUUUGCCAGACAAGAAUGGGGUUACACCGCUUGACCUGUGUGUGCAGGGUGGUUAUGGUGAAUCAUGUGCAAUUCUCAUCCAGCACCAUAGCAGACUGUUUCAGACACUGAUACAGAUGACUCAGAAUGAUGACAUUAAAGAGAACAUGCUAAGGCAGGUUCUAGAACACGUUUCACAGCAGAGUGACUCCAGCUACCAAAUGAUCUUGACCAGCUUGGCUGACGUGACCACCACAAACGGACAUAAACUGCUGAGUUUGUCCAGUAACUUUGAGGUCCAAACAAAGAGUAUGCUCCGAAUUGUCCGGAUCUUCUGUCAUGUGUUCUGUCUUGGACCAUCCUGCCCAAACAACGGGAAGGACAUGGGUUACAACGGAAACAAGACACCACGUAACCAGGUUUUUAAGCCUCUGGAGCUGUUGUGGCACUCUCUUGAUGAAUGGCUGGUCCUCAUCUCCACCGAGCUGGAUAAGGAGAGCACAGACGCAACAACCUCAUCCUCAGGAAAUGACAUUGCGUCACUCUUCCUGAAAAAGCAGGAGGUCGACCCUUCUGUUUCCAGCGAAAAUCCCCCUCUGUUGCUGGACGCCAAGUCAGUGAUGAAGACGCCGGAGGGCUACGCCGAUGGUCAGGAUGUCAUCUCUAUGAUAGCCAAUCGCCUGAGCGCUGUGAUCCAGGCUUUCUACAUGUGCUGUUCCUGUCAGAUGCCACACGGCAUGACCUCCCCUCGAUUCAUCGAGUUUGUCUGUAAGCAUGAUGAAGUGCUGAAGUGUUUUGUGACAAGGAAUCCCAAAAUCAUCUUCAACCACUUCCACUUCCUGCUGGAAUGUCCCGAGCUCAUGUCCCGCUUCAUGCAUAUUAUUAAAGGACAGCCUAUUAUUUUUGCUUGGAUUUUGCUACAAUGUAGUAGAUCUAGGAUUAAUGCCAUGAAUAACCUUAUUCUGUCCUUUUCUCAGGGUCAGGGGGUGGUCAGAGAGUGGUUUGACAUUCUGUCCAAUGAGAUCAUCAACCCGGACUAUGCACUGUUUACACAAUCAGCUGAUGGUACCACGUUUCAACCCAACAGUAAUUCCUCUGUAAACCCAGAUCAUCUAAACUACUUCGGAUUUGCUGGUCAAAUCCUGGGUCUGGCUCUCUACCAUCGACAGCUGGUGAACAUCUACUUCACACGCUCCUUUUACAAGCACAUACUGGGCAUCCCAGUGAGCUAUCAGGAUGUGUCAUCCAUUGACCCAGAGUAUGCAAAAAAUCUGCAGUGGAUUCUGGACAAUGACAUCAGUGACCUUGGCCUUGAGCUCACCUUCUCUGUAGAGACAGAUGUGUUUGGAACUAUGGAAGAGGUCCCUCUCAAACCAGGAGGAAUUGCCAUUCAGGUCACCCAAGACAACAAGGAGGAGUAUGUGCAGCUGGUGACGGAGCUCAGGAUGACCCGAGCGAUUCAGCCGCAGAUCAAUGCCUUCCUGCUGGGCUUUCACACUUUCAUCCUCCCCUCGCUCAUCCAGCUCUUUGAUGAAUAUGAGCUGGAACUGCUGUUGUCAGGCAUGCCUGAAAUUGAUGUGAUGGACUGGAAGAAGAACACAGAGUACACUAGUGGCUACGACCUGCAGGAGCCUGUUAUACAGUGGUUUUGGGAAGUGGUUGAAAAUCUCACUCAAGAAGAUAGAGUCCUUCUCUUACAGUUUGUUACAGGAAGUUCAAGAGUUCCUCAUGGAGGAUUUGCUUUUCUUCUGGGCGGCAGCGGUCUGCAGAAGUUUACUAUUGCCGCUGUGCCCUACACAUCAAACCUACUGCCUACCUCUAGUACAUGUAUUAACAUGCUGAAACUCCCAGAAUACCCCAGCAAGGACGUCCUGCGUGAUCGUUUGCUGGUUGCACUGCAUUGUGGGAGUUACGGAUACACCAUGGCGUGACGCCGGCUUCUGCGUUUGCUGAGAAUUCUGCUCUGUGGACACACGACGCACGCAUGGCUCAGUUCAGGGAUUCUUCAACACUUCGAUUCAAAAGCCUUUAUAUUUUAUUUAUUUUUGGCACGAGGAAAUUUAUGACAGGGACAUCAGUGAAUAAUGACAUGAAUUAAUGAUACUUCAGGCACUGAGGCUGUUUUGUAUGUGUGAAAAAGAUGUUCAGGUCACAUUUCGCAGUAAAUUCAAAAUAAGGAUUUUUUUCUUUAGUUUUUCAUUGCUGUAAUACUCAUUUUUCUAUAUUACACCAAAUGCAAUACUAUUAUACAUUUUUUAAAUUAGAAUUAAUAUUCAUUUUUCUGUAUUACACC
This is a messenger RNA of Sinocyclocheilus rhinocerous, 3173 nucleotides long. It is a transcript of the gene hace1, whose product is annotated as HECT domain and ankyrin repeat containing E3 ubiquitin protein ligase 1. NCBI's taxonomy places the organism in Eukaryota, Metazoa, Chordata, Actinopteri, Cypriniformes, Cyprinidae. Bases 220 to 2811 code for a protein of 863 amino acids. The transcript has 23 exons. Gene Ontology annotation, biological process: ubiquitin-dependent protein catabolic process; membrane fusion; protein polyubiquitination. Gene Ontology annotation, cellular component: cytoplasm; Golgi membrane; nucleus. The record is from RefSeq and is a predicted model, not a curated record. Gene Ontology annotation, molecular function: ubiquitin protein ligase activity; protein binding.